AUGAAAGGGAAGAAUCUCGGGAGAAUCAUUCUAGUAAGAGGGUAUAAGAGGCAGCAAUGCAAGGACGGAGUCCGUCCCGAUUGCUUGCGGACCGAGCUGAAGGCUCUUACAGAAGGCGAACAUCCGGAGGGGCGGCCACUCCUGCCAAAGGUCGUACGCCACAGCCACGACAUCAUCUUGCCCGUAAACCCUUUCUCCGGAGCAGAGUUAGCUUACUUUCCGAUCUCGGUACCUCUUACGUCCUCAGUCCGAUACUUGUUCUAUGAGUUCCACCAUGAUGUCUCCAAGGAGCUUUACCCCCGAGCGUUCUGCCGCCAGCCAGAGGAAAGCAGGACGAUCUGGUUCGAGCGCGUGAUCGAGGACCCAUGCGUUUUCCACUGCACUAUGGCUGUAACAAGUGCUCGCAUCUCUCACUCCCAGGGUUACGGUGGUAAAUCCGUUGCCUCUACUCAGCAUUUUGUGAUGGCUCUGCACCUGCUCCGUCGGGAUCUGGACACUAAUUCCAAGCUACAAAAUUCCAGUAUCGUUGUAGCCAUAUCACUGGCCAUGUACUCCAACAUCAACGGCUCCACAGGUGAGAGCCGAAUCCACCUGCAGGGUUUGAAGCGGAUGCUGGACCUGUGCCCCGGAGGCUUGACGUCGGUAUAUUCGGGUACUCCCGAGGUGGGUAAUAAGAUCCGCCGCGCUGAUAUCGAGCUCGCACUCUUGGAGGGAACACCGACUCUCUUCAGCUCCCAAUCAAUAUCACUACCCGAUCCUCUUCAUGUCGUCCCGCUGCAUGAUCGAAGACCAUAUGUUACUCUACCCUAUCCGCUGGACGAGAUCAGUACCGUAGUUCGUUUGGCCAUGACGGACGUGCUAGCUCUUUGCGACUAUGCUGGUCGUGCACAACUCAGCGCCUUCCAGUACCUAGACAUGGUCAUAUCCAUCAUUCAGCGACUGAUCGACUAUGCUCCGCUUGGCAGCGCACGGCCCUCACGCCUGCUAGAUGAUGCUUGCCAGCUAGGGCUUCUUGCCUUCAUGAGCACGGUUCUCAAUCAUACUCGUGGGAGACGGUCUGCGUGCUCUCCACUGCUCUCUGAUCUACUCCGGAAAUGUCUUGAUAGGUUUGACGAUGAGAUGGCAUGUGGUCGAGGCCAUAAGUACAGCUCAUUCUAUCUCUGGCUUACGUUCAUCUUCGUAUUGUCUGCGCCGGAGUUUGAACAGUACUAUCAUCCGGACUCAUCCUUCGCACGGCGUAUCCGAGUUCUGGCCAACACUCUCGCCCUCGAGACAUUGGAUGAUAUUAUAGCACAUUUGAGCGUGUACCCAUGGGUAGCAGCAUUCCACGAUGACCAAAGUAAGAAACUUUGGGAUGUUAUUUGUAGAUGA
Mollisia scopiformis is the source of this 1371-nucleotide messenger RNA. RefSeq lists its product as uncharacterized. The record is from RefSeq and is a predicted model, not a curated record. The transcript is spliced from 3 exons. NCBI's taxonomy places the organism in Eukaryota, Fungi, Ascomycota, Leotiomycetes, Helotiales, Mollisiaceae. Bases 1 to 1371 code for a protein of 456 amino acids.